Molecule: messenger RNA, 3310 nt
Organism: Globicephala melas (long-finned pilot whale)
Lineage: Eukaryota; Metazoa; Chordata; Mammalia; Artiodactyla; Delphinidae
Gene: DPP10
Product: dipeptidyl peptidase like 10
Biological process (GO): proteolysis; regulation of potassium ion transmembrane transport
Cellular component (GO): voltage-gated potassium channel complex; plasma membrane
Molecular function (GO): serine-type peptidase activity; potassium channel regulator activity
Source: RefSeq, a predicted model, not a curated record
CCGGGGGGUGGGCGGGGGGCGCGGACUGCGGUAGAAUACGAGCCGGGCUCCUCCGGGACUGCGAGACAAAGCUCGAGCGCGGUCAGGUGCCGCUCGCCCGCCGCUCGCCGCUCCACUAACUUGUCUCUUGCUGGUGUCUGGUCUCCAAGGCUCUCAGCGCUUUGGGGUGGUGAGGGGCGGGGGGAGUGGGGAGUUAGAGGGUCUGCGGUAGCCGAAGGGGGGAGCCUGCCUGGUGCCGCUCUUCUUCCCUUCCCUAUUGCUCCCCUCCCCCCACCCCGUCGCUGCCGCUUUCCCUUCCUCCAAUUCGGAGAGCGUCGGGCGCCUGUGACAUGCGAUCGCUGCCAAGUGACGGACCCCGAGUCUGAAGUGCCCGCGAGGAAGUGAGCGCCAACGCGGGCCGCCGGCGAUGACAGCCAUGAAACCGGAGCAGCAGCCCACCCCGGGGGCUAGGGCGAGUCAGGCUCAGUCGGCGGACCAGGAACUGGGAAGUAACAGCCCUCCACAGAGAAACUGGAAGGGAAUUGCUAUUGCCCUGCUGGUGAUUUUAGUUGUAUGCUCACUCAUCACUAUGUCAGUCAUCCUCUUAACCCCAGAUGAACUCACAAAUUCAUCAGAAACCAGAUUGUCUUUAGAAGACCUCUUCAGGAAAGAAUUUGUGCUUCAUGAUCUAGAAGCUCGAUGGAUCAAUGAUACAGAUGUGGUGUAUAAAAGCGAGAAUGGACAUGUCAUUAAACUGAAUAUAGAAACAAAUACUACCACAUUAUUAUUGGAAAACACAACUUUUGUAACCUUCAAAGCAUCAAGACAUUCAGUUUCACCAGAUUUAAAAUGUGUUCUUCUGGCAUAUGAUGUCAAACAGAUUUUUCAUUAUUCGUAUACUGCUUCAUAUGUGAUUUACAAUAUACACACUAGGGAAGUUUGGGAGUUAAAUCCUCCAGAAGUAGAGGACUCCAUCUUGCAGUACGCGGCCUGGGGCGUCCAAGGGCAGCAGCUGAUUUAUAUUUUUGAAAAUAAUAUCUACUAUCAACCUGAUAUAAAGAGUAGUUCAUUGCGACUGACAUCUUCUGGAAAAGAAGGAAUUAUUUUUAAUGGAAUUGCUGACUGGUUGUAUGAAGAGGAACUUCUGCAUUCUCACAUCGCCCACUGGUGGUCACCAGAUGGAGAAAGGCUUGCCUUCCUGAUGAUAAAUGAUUCCUUGGUGCCUAACAUGGUUAUCCCCCGGUUUACUGGAGCUUUGUAUCCCAAAGGAAAGAAGUAUCCAUACCCUAAGGCAGGUCAAGUGAACCCAACAAUCAAAUUAUAUGUUGUAAACCUAUAUGGACCAACUCAUACUUUGGAACUCAUGCCACCUGAUAACUUUAAAUCAAGAGAAUACUAUAUCACUAUGGUUAAAUGGGUAAGCAAUACCAAGACGGUGGUCAGAUGGUUAAAUCGACCUCAGAACAUCUCCAUCCUCACAGUCUGUGAGACCACUACUGGUGCUUGUAGUAGAAAAUAUGAGAUGACAUCAGAUACAUGGCUAUCUAAACAGAAUGAGGAGCCCGUGUUUUCUAGAGAUGGCAGCAAAUUCUUUAUGACAGUUCCUGUUAAGCAAGGGGGCCGUGGAGAAUAUAACCACAUAGCUAUGUUCCUCGUCCAGAGUAAAAGUGAGCAAAUUACUGUGCGGCAUCUGACAUCAGGAAACUGGGAAGUGAUAAAGAUCCUGGCGUACGAUGAAACGACGCAAAAAAUUUACUUUCUGAGCACCGAGUCGUCUCCCAGAGGGAGGCAGCUGUACAGUGCUUCUACUGAAGGAUUAUUGAAUCGUCAGUGCAUUUCAUGUAACUUUAUGAAAGAACAAUGUACAUAUUUUGGUGCCAGUUUUAGUCCCAUGAAUCAACAUUUCUUAUUACUCUGUAAAGGUCCAGGGGUUCCAGUGGUCAGCCUACAUGACACGGACAACCCAGCAAAAUAUUUUAUAUUGGAAAGCAAUUCUAUGCUGAAGGAAGCUAUCCUGAAGAAGAAGAGAGUAAAGUCAGAAAUUAAAACGCUUCAUAUUGAUGACUAUGAACUUCCUUUACAGUUGUCCUUUCCCAAAGAUUUUACGGACCGAAACCAGUAUGCUCUUCUGUUAAUAAUGGAUGAAGAGCCAGGAGGCCAGCUGGUUACAGAUAAGUUCCAUUUUGACUGGGAUUCAGUACUUGUUGGCACGGGUAACGUCAUCACAGCACGGUUUGAUGGCAGAGGAAGUGGAUUCCAGGGCCUGAAAAUUUUGCAGGAGAUUCAUCGAAGGUUAGGCUCAGUGGAAAUAAAGGACCAAAUAGCAGCAGUGAAAUUUUUACUGAAACAGCCAUACAUUGACUCCAGAAGAUUAAGCAUUUUUGGAAAGGGGUAUGGUGGCUAUAUUGCAUCAAUGAUAUUAAAAUCAGAUGAAAACCUUUUUAAAUGUGGAUCAGUGAUUGCACCCAUUAUAGACUUGAAGUUGUAUGCCUCAGCUUUCUCUGAAAGAUAUCUUGGUAUGCCAUCUAAAGAAGAAAGCACAUACCAGGCUUCCAGUGUGCUCCAUAAUAUUCAUGGCUUAAAAGAAGAAAAUAUAUUAAUAAUUCAUGGGACUGCUGACACAAAAGUUCAUUUCCAGCAUUCAGCAGAAUUAAUCAAACACCUAAUAAAAGCUGGAGUGAAUUAUACUAUGCAGGUCUACCCAGAUGAAGGCCAUGACGUAUCUGAGAAGAGCAAAUAUCAUCUCUACAGCACAAUCCUCAGAUUCUUCAGUGAUUGUUUAAAGGAAGAAAUACCCAUAUUACCACAGGAACCAGAAGAAGAUGAAUAAAGGACCCUAUUUAUAUAGAACUGAAGGGGAUAUUGAGGCUCAAUGAAACCUAACCAAGAGACUGUAAUAUUGUAGAUGCUCCAGAAUUUCAAGGGCAGCUUAAGGAGAUGAUGCUGGAACAGCACACUCAGAGACAAUGAACUAGAAUUUGAAUACAGAAGUCCAUGUCUACUGUGUUACCAAGGGUGCAGAACCUGUUUCUUUGUGUAAGAAAGGUCAAAGGGUUGGUUUCCUGGGAGAAAUUAGUUUUGCAUUAAAGUAGGAGUAGUGCAUGUUUUCUUCUGUUAUCCCCCUAUUGGUUCUGUAAUUAGUUGCUCUCAUUUUAAUUUCAGUGGCCACCGUCAUCUUUGCAUAUAAUGCACAACUUAUCAGUACUACAGUCCCCGAUCUUUGAUGUCUGAGCUGCAAUCUAACACUUUACUGUACCUUUAAAAUAAGUGCAAUUCCUUCAUUGUCUAUUAUUAUGCUUAAGAUUCAGUUAAUAAAAACCAGAGUAUUUUA